This is a messenger RNA of Gymnogyps californianus (California condor), 2702 nucleotides long. It is a transcript of the gene AADAC, whose product is annotated as arylacetamide deacetylase. The transcript is spliced from 6 exons. The coding region runs from base 347 to 1393 and encodes 348 amino acids. Lineage: Eukaryota; Metazoa; Chordata; Aves; Accipitriformes; Cathartidae. The record is from RefSeq and is a predicted model, not a curated record. Gene Ontology annotation, cellular component: membrane. Gene Ontology annotation, molecular function: carboxylic ester hydrolase activity.
UGUUGUUCUGUUCAAUUAAAUAGUUUUGAGGCUUAUGAUUGAAGACCAGCAGUAGCAGGAUAUGAGAGGUCUUACAAAUGUAGGAAUUCUUAUAUGGGUCUUUCUAAGUCAAGGUCAAUACUAGAAAAUCAGAGGUUUUCUGGGUUGAAAUAGGAGGAGGAGAGAAGAGAAGAUGCCUCUUCUACAGUUUUCAUACGGCUUUGGUGGAUUGAAUGAUGAAGCAAACAAACCUUGCUUGAAUCUUGCUCUUCUGGCCCUUGCACUGGUGAGAUAGAAAUCCCGCCUGGAACAAUCAGCUCAGCUCUGUGAAGAGGCAGAGGCCGAGGUUGCUGAUCAGCUGGGUCUGAUGCACUAUAUGGAGGCUCUGAUGCUGAUCACAGCUGCCGAGUACGUCGCACCCACGUCCGACGAAAACGUCACUGUGACGGACACCGAGUUCAGCAACGUUGCCGUCCGUCUGUACCUGCCCAGAAGGGCGUCCGAUGGGCUGAGAAGGGCGGUGGUCUACUUCCACGGCGGAGGAUGGUGCGUGGGACAGGCAGGCAUGAAAUCCUAUGAUCGUCUGACAAGGUGGACUUCAAACAGGUUAAAUGCUGUCGUGGUAUCAGUCAAUUACAGGUUGGCACCUAAAUACCGUUUUCCUGUCCAGUUUGAAGAUGUGUAUUCGGUAACGAAGUUCUUCCUCCAGAGCAGCGUCCUCUCCCAGUACGGGGUGGACCCGGAUCGGGUCUGUGUUGCAGGAGACAGCGCAGGUGGCAACUUGGCUGCAGCUGUGGCACAGCAGCUGUUAAAGGACCCUGAAGUCGAAACUAAACUCAAAGCCCAAGCUUUGCUUUACCCUGCUCUCCAAACCCUUGACCUGAAUUUGCCAUCUUACCAAGAAAAUGAAAACAAGCCCAUUUUACCCAAGUCGCUUAUGAUCAAGUUCUGGAGUGAAUAUUUCACUUCUGAUUCCUCUCUCAGGGAAGCGAUGGCUUCCAACAGGCACGUCCCGGUUGAAGCGAGCCACUUGUUUCAGUUUGUAAACUGGAGCAAUUGGCUGCCUGAAGAGCUGAAGAAAGAUCACGUUUACUCCAGUCCUGCCUACGGAAACUCCAAGCUUGCGCAGAAGUACCCGGGGUUUCUGGAUCCGAGGGCGGCCCCGCUGCUGGCGAGCGAUGCCCAGCUACGCGGGCUGCCCCUCACCUACGUCCUCACCUGCAAGCAUGAUGUCUUACGGGAUGACGGAGUCAUGUACGUCGGGCGCCUCCGGGCAGCGGGCAUUCCCGUCACGCAUGAUCACGCCAAGGACGCCUUUCAUGGGACGAUGAUGUUUGUCUCGGGUCCAGCCGAGUUAGCCGUAGGGCACCGGCUCUUGAACAGAUACAUCGAGUGGUUAAAUGAGAAUCUGUGAGUUGAGAAUGUUGCUCUAGUAUGCCUGGCUCGCAUUCACUGGGUGCGAUCGAGGAGCGUAGGAGAACAGGAGCUAUGUGAGUUUUUGGGCAUGAUUGCCAUCUUCGUUGGGUUGCCCUGCAGUGUCUGGAUUGCAGCGUUUCUCAUCUUCUCUGGCAGGAAAAUCAGUCUGAUUCUAAUCUAAGUGUUCUUCCAGUGCUGUCGUCUGAGCUCAGAACCCCAUGAACCGCCGGGACUGCCCUGGGAUUUCUCUCCUGGCCAAGACCAGAAGGGUUGGUGAGCCCGACCCUGCCUGCACGCUGCCUGGGCUCGCCCAAGCCCCUGGCUGGCGCAGCAUGUGGGACUUGAUGUCUUGCGUCGGGCUGCUUCUUCUUUCUUCCUGUCACAAUGUCUUCGUAUCGCAGGCUUGUGCAAACGGGCAAGGUCACUGUUUGCACGCGGGAGGUGCUCGGUGGCCACUUGCUCCCUGUCCCCUUCGGCGUGCCCCCUUGUCCCGUGGGAUGCGCCGGCGAGUCCCCGCAGCUGCCGCUGUUGGGCGAUGGGGUGAGCGGAGGCGCAGGGACCCGACUUCGUGAAGCACAAGGCAGCUCGUGAAACCCUGCCCGUCGCACGUGGCGGCUGGGUUUGUGCCAUUGUCUUUCUCCGGCACAGCUCAAGGGAAGCACUUGAAAGCUGAGUGGGAUGGCUGUAACAGUGCACAUGUUUGGUUUCUUGGUUUUUGUUUGUUUUUCUUAAAAAGCAUCCGUCUUGCUGGGUAAUCGCUUUCUUUAAUCCCUGAACUAGAAAGAAAUAAUGUAACAAAAGAGCACUGGAUAUUCAUCAGAUAAAGGCAGACUGUGAAGGUCCUAGCCUUACGAUAGCACUGCUGUAUAUUUUAUGCUGUACUUAUUUGAUAAGUUAUGUAUUAUGUGUUCUAAUUAUCCUUAAAAUUGUUUAGCAGUUUUUACAUACGAACUUUUAAAAAUAAAAUUAGCUUAGUAGCUUUUUAGGCUUGAAAAAGAAACACAAUUCAGCUGUCAGUCUUACACAAAACAUUUAUAUGGAGGAUAUUUGUUCAUUAAAUAUAAAGCCUAAAAAUUUUGAAUGAUGAAUGCACACAUUGGUUGGCUAUUGGUUUUAAACUGAUCACAACAUGCCACAAAUGUACUUCUAGGAUCCUGCUUUUUUCUUUUGCGUGAAAGAUACUGAAUCUUCAAUAAUUCUGUUGUUUUCCUGAGUGUGUGUGCAGCCUGUUUAGAUGGGAUGUAUGUGGAAUGAUUGCUCUUUUUCAUCUUUAUUAUGUUGAAUAUAAAAAUUAAACUUGUCUUUGG